CGUCCCAGAGAAACUGCUCACAUGAUUCAACAGAGGAGGAUGCUGAUUAAACCAUUUCCUCUCUCCUCCCCUAUUUAAACUGUUCACGAGCUCUCUGUACUGCAGCCGGCGAAGGCAGAGAUUUCCUCCUGUUCUAGUGUACGGCCUGGCCAUGUUACGCUGGCUACUUGCUCUCUUCCUCCUGGGCUGUGUCUCGGCCGCUCACCGCCUCACUCAGCCCUGCUAUAAACCGGGCAAGAGAGACCAGGGAGUCAGGUCUUACACUCGGCCCCAUGAACGGCUGCCUGUGGCCGCGCUGCCAAAGGCGUGGGACUGGCGCAACGUGAACGGGGUGAACUACGUCAGCACCACCAGGAACCAGCACAUCCCGCAGUACUGCGGAUCCUGCUGGGCUCACGGGAGCACCAGCGCCAUGGCAGAUAGGAUCAACAUAAAGCGCAAGGGUGCCUGGCCAUCAGCGUACCUGUCGGUUCAGCACAUUAUUGACUGCGCCAAUGCAGGGUCCUGUGAAGGCGGUGACCACUAUGGGGUGUGGAGCUACGCUCACUCGCACGGCAUUCCAGACGAGACCUGCAACAACUACCAGGCCAAGGACCAAGCUUGUUUGCCAUUUAAUCAGUGUGGCACUUGUACAACUUUCGGAGUCUGUCAUAUUGUCAACAAUUACACACUAUGGAAGGUUGGUGACUAUGGCCAUGUCAGUGGUCGAGAGAAGAUGAUGGCAGAGAUCUAUGCCAAUGGCCCAAUCAGUUGCGGUAUUAUGGCUACAGACAAGCUGGAAGUGUACAGUGGAGGGGUAUACUCUGAGUAUCACUUCGAAUCGACCAUAAACCAUAUCGUGUCAGUGGCAGGCUGGGGUGUGGACGAGGAUGGAACUGAAUAUUGGAUUGUGCGCAACUCCUGGGGUGAACCAUGGGGGGAGAAAGGUUGGCUACGAAUUGUCACCAGUGCUUACAAAGGAGGAAAAGGAAACUUCUACAACCUGGCAAUAGAAGACGAUUGUGCCUAUGGGGACCCUGUUUUGUAGCAGGGUGUGAAUUUGACAUGUAAUAAAUUGCAAAUCUACUACUUUAAAAAUAUAUAUUUUUAAAGAGGUCAAAUGGGGGGGUAAAGAUAAUUUUUACAAACUGUGCUUGUACUAGGAAAACUGCAUUGAGUGCAGGAGUAAUUAAAGAAAAAUAAAGAUGGACUUUUACAAUGGGAGAG
This is a messenger RNA of Mobula hypostoma (lesser devil ray), 1206 nucleotides long. RefSeq names its product cathepsin Z (gene ctsz). Lineage: Eukaryota; Metazoa; Chordata; Chondrichthyes; Myliobatiformes; Myliobatidae. Gene Ontology annotation, molecular function: cysteine-type endopeptidase activity. Gene Ontology annotation, cellular component: lysosome. The coding region runs from base 152 to 1027 and encodes 291 amino acids. The transcript has 6 exons. The record is from RefSeq and is a predicted model, not a curated record.